Molecule: messenger RNA, 1031 nt
Organism: Drosophila erecta
Lineage: Eukaryota; Metazoa; Arthropoda; Insecta; Diptera; Drosophilidae
Product: glycine, alanine and asparagine-rich protein
Exons: 2
Coding region: 86-934 (282 amino acids)
Source: RefSeq, a predicted model, not a curated record
UUAGUAUAUAUAGUUACCGUCGCCGUGGUCAUAGGCAGAAGCAAAUUGUACUCCGAACCAAGAGAACCUCAAACCCAAACUAAAGAUGCGCGCCUUCAUCGUACUGUGCCUGGUGGCAGCCGCCUGCGCCGAUAAGCUCGGCUACAACUACCAGCCCGUGGCCCACUCCAGCUCCGGACUGUCCUUCGCUCCUGGAAGUGGUGCUAUCAGUGGUGGAUCCAUUGGAGGCGGUUCCAUUGAGGGAGGCUCCAUUGGAGGAGGCUCCAUUGGAGGAGGAUUCAUUGGUGGUGGCUCUAUCGGAGGAGGAAGCAUUGGAGGUGGUUCCCUUGGUGGUUCCAUCGGUGGUGGCUCCAUCGAUUCUGGCUUCGGCGGACUCGGUGGUCUAGGAGGUGGCGAAGCUCUGGCCGCUCCCGUCUCCUACAGCGCCCCCGCCCCCGCUGCUGAGCUCCAAAAGGAGUUCUUCAGCUACUCCGCCAACGAAGCCGACUUCGAUGAGCCUGAGGCUUUGGAACGCGUUGCUGGAUCCGUGAACAAGGGCCUGCGAGUGGUCUUCAUCAAGGGACCCGAGAACCGUGGCCUGGAGAACGCUGCCCUCGCCCUCGCCAAGCAGGCUGCCCAGCAGGAGACCGCCAUCUAUGUGCUGAACAAGCAGGCCGAUAUUGGAGAUCUUGCCCAGAAACUGAACGCCAUCCGCAGCAACUCCAACAACAAGCCCGAGGUGCACUUCGUCAAGUACCGCACUCCCGAGGAUGCAGCCAACGCCCAGCGCGCCAUCCAGGGUCAGUACGACCAGCUGGGAGGAUCCUCUCUGGCCCACAACGGUGGUGUGGCCUCCGCCCUGAACUUCGCCUCUGCUGGUCCAGUCCAGAGGGCCAAUGCUCAGAUCCCUCAGAACGCUUACCUGCCCACUUCCAUCUUCCGUCGUCGUUUGUAAAUAUGUUAACGACUUUGAGUUGAAGUUGUUGGCUGUUCUUGUUAAAUCUUAUUGUUGAAAUUUAUUGAAUAUUAAUAUACAAAAUUCUGAAUCCAAA